AUGGCGCGUUUCUCUGUCUUUGCACUCCUGGCAGUGCCAUGGCUCCUCCUCGCCGGCCUCGUCUCGGGUGACGCAGUCUCAGACCUUGAGAAGAAGGGACGUCCGGCUAUCGACGCCAUGUUGGCCAAGUCAAAGACCUGUACCAAGGCCAACUUGAAGGUUCGCCGAGAGUGGGGUGACAUCUCUGCCGCAGAGAAGAAGUCUUACAUCGCCGCCUUGUUGUGCCUGAUGGAGAAGCCAUCCAAGCUCAACCCCACACAGUUCCCUGGAGCCAAGACCAGAUAUGAAGACUUUGUCGUCGUUCACAUGCAGCAGACCAUGUCCAUCCACAACACCGGCAGCUUCCUUUCAUGGCACAGAUACUACCUGUGGGCCUUUGAGCAAGCCCUUGUCAAGGAGUGCAACUACAAUGGGAGCCACCCGUAUUGGGACUGGGGCCGCUGGGCUCAGGACCCUGAGAAGUCUCCUAUCUUUGAUGGUAGCGACACUUCUCUCAGUGGAAACGGCAAGAAGAUCGAUCAUAGAUCUUCCGGUAUUGCUCCCGCCGGCAACGGUGGCGGCUGCGUCGAGACCGGACCGUUCAAGAACAUGACUGUCCGCCUUGGCCCUGUCUCCCCUGCCGUCGACCCUGCCCCUCCUCGCAACCCCCGCUCCGAUGGCUACGGUCUGAACACCCGUUGCCUUCGCCGUGACAUCUCCAACUACCUCACCUCCCGCUACGCCCGCACCCAGGACAUUGCCGCCCUCAUCACCAACAGUCGUGACGUUCUUACCUUCCAGAACGUGAUGCAAGGCGCUGGUGGUGGCUUCGGCGGUGCCGGUGCUGGUAUUGGUGUCCACGCUGCUGGCCAUUUCACCAUCGCUGGUGACCCUGGUGGUGAUUUCUACACCAGCCCUAAUGAUCCCGCCUUCUGGGUUCAUCAUGGAAUGAUUGAUCGCACUUGGACCAUUUGGCAGAGUCAGGACACCAACACCCGCAUCCAGACCAUUGCUGGCGGGACGUCGAUGAUGAGCUUUGGUGGUGGUGGCAGGCAGCAGAGCUUGGAUGACAAUAUUGAUUUGGGGAUUGUGGGCGACAAGGUUUACAAGAUCAGGGACCUGAACAGUAUUGUCGAUGGGCCUUUCUGCUAUGUUUAUGAGUGAUUGGUUAAGGGGCGGCUGUGAAGAUGCUUUGGAUUGGAGACAGUUGAGAAGUUUUGAAUUCAUUGUUGUUGACGGGGAGCGAAUACAGCUUGUUCUUGUUGUGAAAUGGGCGUUUGUUGUUGCCUGAGUGUUUGCCUUUGGCUUGUUUGCUCGACACCUGCUCUUCAAAAUUGUGGACUGCUCUGCAGUUGUCAUAUCGCUCUCUGAGUCUACUACGUUGUUGGGCCUGUGGCACCUGUAACUUUUAUCUGGUGAUAUUUCACAUGUAGCCCAGUGACUGGCCUCUUUGUUUACAGCCAACAUAUAUCUUCAGCUUGGAGUUGGUUCACAUCUGUUCCCAUUUGAUCACCUACCAAUCAUCAUUCCAAUCCAUUCUUGUUUACCCCGAUAUUUAUAUUGUGUCUAAGCUGUACUUGAAUUUUCAUUGAAGACGAAUCUCUCUCAUUUCGAUCACCAACACAUUCCCAUCACACCAUCCAACCAACCGCCACCAUGUCCCGCACUCACCACAGAAGACCCAAACCUGACACCUACAUCCCUGCUCACACCGUCACCAACAACCCUCUUGCCAACCCUGACAUCACAAACAAACAUCCACGUCCGCUUCGCCCAACAAUCCGACCUGCCCGCCCUCCUCAGCCUCUCCCUCCCCACCAACCUCAACCUCCCCAUAUGGAACCACAUCUUCCCGGACCUCUCCCACGACCGCCGCUUCCACCUAGACUACCGCACGUUCCGAAACCUCCUAAGCCAGUACACAAAGCCACUGCAUCUCGGACUGCACCUCCCUCUACCUCGUCGUCGAGUCAAAACCCUCCUCUCCCUCCUCCGGGACCCUCCUCGCAGCAAUCUGCUUCUAAUGGCUAGCCGACCACCCCACCCCCUCCAAGACCGAAAGCAAAGAAGUUAUCUCCCACACCUUCAACAAACGGGUCGUUGCCGCCGGAGAGGGGAAGGAUCAGGGGUAUCGAUCUAAUUUACCACCUGACUACUGGGAUAGGGAGGUUACCACCUUUGAGCAUACCAUCCCCGAGUACUUUACCAAUUCCGACUACGUUGACGACGGCAGAGCCCGCACCCGGCUCCACCUACUGUCAGAGGGUUUUGCAGUGCUGCAAGAUAGAACCCGGGAUUCAACAGCGGGGUAUAGACGGCCGAUUGAUGAGGGGAGCGGGGUUUGGGUGAAUGCGCCUUUUUCGCUCUGUUUCAAUCAGGGGAGUGAUGCUGAGGAACGACAGGCUGCGUUGGGGCAGAUGUUGAACUGGAUGUCUGAUGUUGUUAGUCUGGGCGGUCAACCGGAGCAUGAGAAUAGGAAAAGAAGGAGAAGGGAGGAAGAGGCUAGAAGACGGUGGUGGGAGAGAAAGAGGGAGGAGGAGGCGCGAAGGAGGAGGAUGAGAGAAGAGGCAAUGAGAAGGAGGAGGAAGAGAGAGGAGGAGGUGAGAUGGAGGGAGGAGUAUUGGGUAGAGAGCUAUAACGUGUAGUGUUGGUAGGCAAGACAGCUUUUAGGUAUCUUCAUCUCUGGAAAUUGGUGGUCAAGGUAUUUAGCGAUUUCACUUAGCCUGCAGCAAAAGUUGCAUGUCAGAGUCUCGUAACGUUGGUAUACAAGCAAGC
This is a messenger RNA of Podospora bellae-mahoneyi, 2754 nucleotides long. RefSeq lists its product as uncharacterized. Lineage: Eukaryota; Fungi; Ascomycota; Sordariomycetes; Sordariales; Podosporaceae. The transcript is spliced from 5 exons. Bases 1 to 1143 code for a protein of 380 amino acids. Gene Ontology annotation, molecular function: oxidoreductase activity. The record is from RefSeq and is a predicted model, not a curated record.